AUGACAGACGUUGAUGCCUAUCGGGAUGCGGAAUACAUCGCUGACGUGUCCGGCAUAUCCUAUGACGAUGCGGAGCCUCCCAGGCCAACAGGCACGCUGAGAAGCCAAAAUGCGCGUGUGAAGAAAAUAAAGUCGACCGCCAAAGUCGCCUUCAUUGAUCGAUUGCUGCGCGAUCUCGACAUAUUAAUUUAUUGUCAACUCUCCGCCCUGUAUUACAUGGACUGCUCGAUUGUCUUAUUUGCCAUACGUGCCAUCGUCGAAUUGAUCUUCUUCACGCCCAAAGCACCCCCUUUUGAACCCACACGCAGUCAGCCGUUUGUCGGCGCCAUCAUCGGCAGUAACCUCAUCUGCAUGCUCUUCCAUGCCUUCCUGCGGGUGAAGACUAAUGGAACACCCACCCCAGCGCCUACAAUGCCGAAUCCAAAUCCACCCGCAGAUACGCCCGCAGAUACAAGCCCAAAUGCGGAAGACUCCCAGCCACAAGACCAUGAUGCUGAAGAGCGUGGCGUUUUACGACAAGAGGAUAGCGAUGAAACAGUGUCCCCCGCCCAGUAUAGUUCCGAUUCACAUCACAGUAGCGGCAUUGACGAAGAGGUCGAAGAAGAGCGCACGACGCUCUUGGCCGACCCGGCGGACACUGAAUCUGGCAGUGGUGCUCGGGGCGAGCACCCGAUGGAUACUUUCGCUGCUGGUGAGGCUGUCAUUCUCAGUAUGAGCUUCCUAGGUACAAUUCGUGAUCAGUGGCGCCAGUCAAAUUCGGCGGCACGACCGACGUCAGGCUUUGUGCCAUCACCCGAAACGGCAACGUUCCUCCGGCAGCGCUUUGGUCUCCAGGUUGGGACUAAUGGUCGCAUAGAGCGUGCGAAUACAACAUGA
Penicillium expansum is the source of this 876-nucleotide messenger RNA. Its product is annotated as DSC4 family protein. The transcript is spliced from 3 exons. The record is from RefSeq and is a predicted model, not a curated record. The coding region runs from base 1 to 876 and encodes 291 amino acids. Gene Ontology annotation, biological process: protein processing; SREBP signaling pathway. NCBI's taxonomy places the organism in Eukaryota, Fungi, Ascomycota, Eurotiomycetes, Eurotiales, Aspergillaceae. Gene Ontology annotation, cellular component: Dsc E3 ubiquitin ligase complex.